AUGACUAUUCUUGAUAUUGCAAUUAGAAUUAGAAUAAUAAUUGAUAUUGUGAUUUGUAUGUUUUGUGGUUCAAUAAGAAGUAUUGCUAUCAGUCCAGCUGCGAAUCCUGAUUGUCCUGAUUGA
Messenger RNA from Dentiscutata heterogama, 123 nucleotides. Lineage: Eukaryota; Fungi; Glomeromycota; Glomeromycetes; Diversisporales; Gigasporaceae. The record is from the annotation of a GenBank genome assembly.